CUUCACCACCCCGACGCACAGCAUUACGAAGAUAGAUUGAAAUUGCUUCUGUUUGUAAAAUGACGACCAGUACAUCCACAAUGUCGACGGUGGUACCAUUGUUAUUCCAUGGCACAGCGGCCUCCAUCAUGCUUUGGGCCUACAACUCCCUUUCAUUAUCGCCUAUGCAUCCCUUGAUCAUGGCUCGGAAGGGUGGACACUGGGGAUUCCUCACUAUACAAGGGCUGGUAUUCGCAUCUAUCACAAUCUGGCUUGGUCUGAUCUGUGAUCUCUUACCGAGUUUCGCUGUUGCGAAAACUGGCAAACGCUAUUUCCAAAUGAUCUCAAUAGCACUGGCUUGCACCAUCUCAUGCAUUUAUUGGGGACUUAUCCUCACCGCACCUCAUCUCAUCUUACCUCGUCUGCCCGUUGGAGAUAAUUCGUUUGGGUUCAUCCCAGGAGAGACCACUGGCGAGUUGGUCGUUGUUUACAUCCCACUACAUCUGGACCUUGCCCUGCAUGCUGUGCCAGGUAUCUCGAUGGCAUUAGAUUUCUUGCUCUUCGAGAAAAAAUACACCUGGCAUGAGAUGUGGAUGCAAGCUCCGGGAAUGGUAUUAUUGUUCGUUUUCUGGUACGGCGGAUUGACCGAGUACCUUGGAGAGUUGAACGAUGGCAUCUUCCCAUACCCUUUCCUCACUGUCAACCCCUUACCCAUCAGGGUGGCUAUUUACUGCGGGGCAGGCACCUUGGCAUACCUAUCGUUCUUGUUCCUGAAUGCUAUCCAUCCAGGAGGAAAAGCCGUGAUGGCAAAGGUAGGGAUGAUGCAUGAUGACACGACGAGUGUCGACAACAAGCAGAAGACAAAAUAAUCUUGCAGAUGCGUCUGAUUAGAGGGAUAGGCAGUACAAGUAUUAGUGUUUAAAAAAUACACCGGAGCGAUGGUGAAUAUAUAUAUGCGCGCAUGAUCCAACACUAGGGUUGGGUUUCGCGGAAAC
Dacryopinax primogenitus is the source of this 974-nucleotide messenger RNA. RefSeq lists its product as uncharacterized. The record is from RefSeq and is a predicted model, not a curated record. The transcript is spliced from 6 exons. Gene Ontology annotation, cellular component: endomembrane system; membrane. NCBI's taxonomy places the organism in Eukaryota, Fungi, Basidiomycota, Dacrymycetes, Dacrymycetales, Dacrymycetaceae. The coding region runs from base 81 to 848 and encodes 255 amino acids.